This is a messenger RNA of Solea solea (common sole), 3483 nucleotides long. RefSeq names its product ariadne homolog 2 (Drosophila) (gene arih2). NCBI's taxonomy places the organism in Eukaryota, Metazoa, Chordata, Actinopteri, Pleuronectiformes, Soleidae. The transcript is spliced from 15 exons. Gene Ontology annotation, molecular function: ubiquitin protein ligase activity; ubiquitin conjugating enzyme binding; zinc ion binding. Gene Ontology annotation, biological process: positive regulation of proteasomal ubiquitin-dependent protein catabolic process; protein polyubiquitination; ubiquitin-dependent protein catabolic process. Gene Ontology annotation, cellular component: cytoplasm; ubiquitin ligase complex. Bases 414 to 1949 code for a protein of 511 amino acids. The record is from RefSeq and is a predicted model, not a curated record.
GUGAGAGAGUAGCGGAUGUGACGUCAUAGAUAAGCACCCCUGUAACCGUGUAUCUUCCGCCUACCAUCAAUGCGAACACACUCUUUGGGGUUUCCCACAGCAUCAAAACCACUUCGGACUGUCACCGCGGGUUGAGCCGACGCUGCCCUGAGAGAUUUACCAGCUUUCCCAAUGAGUGACGGGGAGUGUGACUUCUUCUGUUUCUUCCGCUGCUGCUGAGUGCGCUUAUUACGCGCCUCAGGCAGACGUGAAGGCAGAGUGACCCUGAGGAGCGACACAAGCUGGUGGAGAGUUGGGCAGGGAGAAGUGAGAAGGUGGGGCUUUAAAACAAGCCAUUUCAGCCAACCAGGCCACUUAGAUCCGACAGGUGGGCGGGCUGUCUACCUGUUUGGGUGAUUGAUUCAGUCGACUGGAUGUCUGUGGACAUGAACAGCCAGGCGUCGGACAGCAAUGAGGAAGACUUUGGGGUGAACUCUGAAGAAGAGGAUGAUGAAGAUGAUGGAGGAGAUGAAGAGGACCAGAGUGAUAUUGCACGCUACUAUGAGGGUGUGGCCAGUGAUGUGGAACAACAGGGAGCUGACUCCUUCGACCCAGAGGAGUACCUAUUCACCUGUCUUACCUAUAAAGAGAGUCAAAGGGUGCUGAUAGAGGAGGUUAACACUGUGGCUGCUGCACUGAAGGUUUUGCCAGCUGUAGCAAAACUGAUCCUGGUGCAUUUACACUGGCAGGUUUCAAAAAUAGUAGACAGAUAUAAGUCCAACUCAUCUCUGCUGUUGGCAGAUGCUCUGGUCCAGCCCAGCAGCACCUGCAGAUCAGUCACUGCCCAUCAGUCCCUCCACUGUGGCGUGUGUCUACAGGUUGUACGGAGAGACUCUCUGUUGGCACUGCCAUGUCAGCACUCCUUCUGUAAAGCAUGCUGGGAGCAGCACUGCACUGUACUGGUCAAAGAUGGCAUGGGAGUGGGUAUCUCAUGUAUGGCUCAAGACUGUUCCCUGCAGAUGCCUGAAGACUUUGUCCUGCCACUGCUACCAGGAGAGGAGCUGAAGGACAAAUAUAGACGCUACCUCUUCAGAGACUACGUUGAGAGUCACUUCCAGUUGCAGUUGUGUCCGGGCGCAGACUGUCCCAUCGUCAUCAAGGUGCAGGAGCCUCGGGCACGCAGGGUGCAGUGUAGCCGCUGCAGUGAAGUCUUCUGUUUUAAAUGCCGUCAGAUGUACCAUGCACCAACAGACUGUGCAACAAUCCGAAAAUGGCUGACUAAAUGUGCCGACGAUUCCGAGACAGCCAACUACAUCAGCGCACACACUAAAGAUUGUCCUAAGUGCAACAUCUGCAUUGAGAAGAAUGGAGGCUGUAAUCACAUGCAAUGCUCCAAGUGCAAACACGACUUCUGCUGGAUGUGUCUCGGUGACUGGAAGACUCAUGGCAGUGAAUACUACGAGUGCAGCCGCUACAAAGAAAACCCUGAUAUAGUCAACCAAAGCCAGCAGGCUCAGGCUAGAGAGGCCCUCAAGAAAUACCUCUUCUACUUUGAGAGGUGGGAGAAUCACAACAAGUCUCUUCAGCUAGAGGCUCAGACGUACCAGAGAAUCCAGGAGAAAAUCCAAGAGAGAGUGAUGAACAACCUGGGAACCUGGAUUGACUGGCAGUAUCUGCAUAAUGCUGCAAAGCUACUGGCUAAGUGCCGCUACACACUGCAGUAUACGUAUCCAUAUGCCUACUACAUGGAGUCUGGCCCACGCAAAAAACUGUUCGAGUAUCAGCAGGCUCAGCUGGAAGCAGAGAUUGAAAACCUGUCAUGGAAGGUGGAGCGAGCUGACACCUACGAGAGAGGAGUGGUGGGAGGCGAGGGGGAGCUCAGCGCCAGUGACAGAGGGGAUUUGGAGAAUCAAAUGCACAUUGCUGAGCAGAGGCGACGCACGCUGCUGAAGGAUUUUCAUGACACCUGAGGCUCCAUCGUGACUGCGAAGCACCAGCAUCUCCUUCCUUCCUUCCUUUCCUCCCUUUCCUCUUUCCUUUUUUUCCUCCUUCCUCGCCCUCCCAACUUUUGCUUCUUUCCAUGACUAUAAUUUGGUGCAGUUGUACUCGCUCCUCCUUUUGCUUCUUUACACUUGCUCAUUUGCUCUCUUCUCUCCCUCCUGUUAUGCUGCAGGGUCACAAAAAGGCACGAUAGUAGCUUCCCUUCCUCCCGUCACCCUCAUCUGCACCUCGUUUUCAUGUUUUGUCCCCAGAGCAUCACAUUCAUCAUGGUUUCUUCACCAUUGGUUUUCAGUUCUGAUCGUAAAGGUCAAAAGAUUGCGUUUCUAAAACGGAGGGCUUGCUUUUGAUUCACAUAAGCAUUUAUUAUGAGCAGCUAAAACAUUGUCUGUUAAGAGAGUAUGAGUGAGCUGUUAUUCUCCAACAUUAUCCCUGUGAUGCUGGAAUAAUGAAUGAAGAGAGAAGCAAUUGGAGACAUAAAAAUGCGGAGUAUGCAGAAGCUUUUAGCGAAUGAAGUAUUGGGAAAGGGAAUUUAUUUUUUUCUUUAAAGAGACGGUGCUGAUUGCAGAUCUUUAGUGGUUUUAUAUAGACAAUAGUGACUAGCAGGCACUGUCAUACUUAAUCAAUCUGUCUGAACACAUACCAAACUAAUGUUCUGAACUUUCCAAACACAGGAAUUCCACUGCUCUCAUUCUGCUUUGAUUCAAACUUUUCAUCAGCUGACAGAUGCAACUCAGCAUGGCAGUGUAAAAUUCUCAGUAGACGUGACCAUGGUGUGUUUGUUGUGAAAAAUGGUCACCACAUUAUUAUUUUGAAAAACAAAAUCCAGUAUUUUCUUACAUAUGCUGUAUUGUCAUAUAUGCAACAUGUUAUAGACAAAGACGAAUGUGUGUUAACACGGCAAUUAUUUCAGAUUUUUGUCGCCACUGUUUCAUAAUAAGUACACCUUCCCCUUGGUAAAUAGCAGCUAGUCAUUGUUACCUACAUAAAACUACUGAAAUACUCAAAUUCUUGUCUCUUUAUAGUCUCAUACUGGUGCUUGAACUUGUUCAGCUAAUAGUAGUAGAUCAAAACUAGUGUGAGUCUCGAGUGUCUACAGAAACACCUCCUUUUGAUUAGAUGAUGAAGUUGUGUUGAAGCAGCAAGUGCAAGCUUAGUCUUUCACACACACUACAGCACCACCCACUGACACUGACGCAGCAUGCACAUAUCAACACGUGCGCAAACACUCCGCUGCAGAAAAAAACGUCACCUGUUUGUCUCCAUCCCCCCAUCUCAUGCUCUCCUCUCUUUCUUUACCUUAAUCCCUUUCACUUUAUUUUUGCUCUCUUCUCUCCUCUUUCUGCUCACGUUGUUCACAUUUUUCUUCUGGAAAAUGGUUGUUGAUAGAUAGAUCAUUUAAAAAAAAAAGAGAAAAAAAGGAAAAAAUAAUAAAAAAAUUGCUGUAAUUUUCAACGGUUGUACAUUAAUACAGAAAUAGAGUUACUGAAAGAGUUUUUAAAACCA